Messenger RNA from Peromyscus eremicus (cactus mouse), 933 nucleotides. RefSeq names its product olfactory receptor 4D11. Lineage: Eukaryota; Metazoa; Chordata; Mammalia; Rodentia; Cricetidae. The record is from RefSeq and is a predicted model, not a curated record. Gene Ontology annotation, biological process: G protein-coupled receptor signaling pathway. The transcript has a single exon. Gene Ontology annotation, molecular function: G protein-coupled receptor activity; olfactory receptor activity. Bases 1 to 933 code for a protein of 310 amino acids. Gene Ontology annotation, cellular component: membrane.
AUGGAGUUGCGAAACGACACCAGAGUAAAAGAAUUUAUAUUUCUGGGUCUUACUCAAUCCCAACACCUGAGCCUGGUCUUAUUCCUUGUUUUGUGUUUUGUGUAUGUGACAACUCUGCUGGGGAAUCUCCUCAUCAUGAUCACCGUGACCUUUGAGUCCCGUCUCCACACACCCAUGUACUUCCUGCUCCGAAACCUUGCCAUCCUAGAUAUCUGCUUCUCCUCCAUCACAGCCCCUAAGGUCUUGGUGGACCUUCUAUCAAAGAAAAAGACCAUUUCCUACACCAAGUGCAUGACACAGAUCUUUUUCUUCCACCUGCUUGGUGGGGCAGACAUUUUCUCCCUCUCUGUGAUGGCAUUUGAUCGUUACAUGGCAAUCUCCAAGCCCCUUCACUAUGUGACUAUCAUGAGUAGUAGGCGGUGCACAGCCCUCAUCGCGGCCUCCUGGGUAGGUGGCUUUGUCCACUCCAUUGUGCAGAUAGCCCUCUUGCUCCCACUCCCCUUUUGUGGACCCAAUGUUCUCGAUACUUUCUACUGUGAUGUUCCACAGGUUCUCAAACUUGCCUGCACUGACACUUUUACUCUUGAGCUCCUGAUGAUCUCAAACAAUGGCCUGGUCACUACCCUGUGGUUUAUCUUCCUGCUGGUGUCCUACAUGGUCAUCCUGAUGAUGUUAAGGUCUCAGGCAGGGGAGGACAGGAGGAAAGCCAUCUCCACCUGCACCUCCCAUAUCACUGUGGUCACCCUACAUUUUGUACCCUGCAUCUAUGUCUAUGCCCGGCCCUUCACUGCCUUCCCCACAGAUAAAGCCAUCUCUGUCACGUUCACAGUCAUCUCUCCUCUGCUCAACCCCUUGAUCUACACUCUGAGGAACCAGGAGAUGAAGUCAGCCAUGAGGAGACUAAAGAGAAGGCUCAUACCUCCUGAAAAGUAA